AGGAUUGUUGAUUGUUUACUUCCAGAUCCCUGACCCCCACACGCUCAGAAAAAGUACUCCGCUGAUAGAGCGUUCUUUGUCUGUCACAUUCACGAUAUGGUUAGGUUGAAAGUGCAGCGUAUUGUCGAACUUUAGCCACUUCCAGUUCCACAUUACCACUUUUCGUCUUGCUUUGUUUUCGUUGACAACGACAAGUGACAUUACGAAAGUGACAUACAUCUUCAGAAAAAAUUCAGGAGAAGAUAUCCCUAAAGAAGCAGAAAAUGACAGGAAUACAAGUAUGGAUGAUAUAAAGUUGUGUGUUGGUACGUCAGUGCCCAGUAGUCGCAUAUUCAUGUAGAAAAUCUAAAUAAUUUAUCCGUACGAUGUUAGCAUAUUUGUAAGGUUUCAAACAAAAUGUAUUUUCCAACUGGGUGGCCAAAAGUUAUCAGAAUACCAAAAUUAGGACAGACUUGUAUAAAGCAAAUAAGUUGUAACAGGGAUAGGAUUCUUUUUGCAGUUCUAACAGACGAUGCUCUAACAAUAUGGUUUUGCAAACCAUGCGUACCUAUUGUUUUCUAUCGUCGACCUCCGCAAUCCUUGGAAAAAUUCGGUACAAAUAUUCUGGCAGAAUGGAAGCCAGAUUCGAGUAUGAUAGUUGUGGCGACAUCCGAAGGUCACUUGUUGCUAUUCAAACUGGGGGUUAUCACAGACAGCAAAGGGCUGUAUUUACAGACAGACAGUCCUUAUGCUAAUUUGCGUCGAGAUAGUGCUGAGUUAUUUAUUAAAGAAAUCAUACCCCCGCUACAUUUGACCAUGAUUGAAGAAAUUAUGGUGUGGGAUGGUAAAAUAACUGGCAUUGCGUGUAUAACUAUGUCAGAAUUUAUGAUAUCCACAAAUCAGGGCCAUGUACUAAGGUAUCGUUGGGAUGGAACUCAACAUAGGGACUAUAACUUAGAUUUGAGAAGAAUACCUUUCUGCAUAAAUCAGCAAGUAUCCAAAGCAAUUCCCAUUGUUGAAGAAAAUACCUACAUUAUAAACAUCGAAUAUUCACCAUUAGUUGGAGGGUUUUCUAUAGUACUAAAUGACGGUAGAGCCGCAUUUUUAACAGCAUCAUCAUUAAAAUUUGACCCAAAUCAAGUGCAAGGAAUAUGGGCCCAAGGAAUUGAAGAUGCCACAUGUACAGUAAUGAACCAUAAAUACAGAUUAAUCACUUUUGGACGAGCAAAUUCUGAGUGUGUUGUUUACUAUGUUGAUGAGAGCACAGGUGGCUUGGAGGUUUCACACAAUUGCAUACUAAGCAGUAAAGAUUAUCCGGGUGAUCCUGGUGCAAUAAGACAAGUUUUAUGGACACCGGAUGGGUGUGCUUUAGUUGCUGCAUGGGAAAAAGGCGGUAUUGCAAUGUGGUCAACAUUUGGAUCUCUACUCAUGUGUUCUUUGGGGUGGGAUUAUGGUUUAAAUAUUGAUCUCCAAAAAAAGAAUCCUUUACAAAUAAAGUCAAUGCAGUUUGCUACAGAAGGUUACCAGCUGUGGAUGGUUAAUGAAGAAUCGUCGCCAGAAAACGAUGAACCAAGUAAUAAUAACGUUUCUACUACAAGCCUUUUACAAUUAGAUUUUAUGAAAAGUGCGUUAACUAUAAAUCCUUGUAUGAGCCAUCAAAAUCAUUUAUACUUGCAAGGAGAAGAUAAAUUGUAUGUGAAUUCAGCAGACACUUUGAUAAAAAUAUUUUCUGAACGAUCCACCAAGGAAGAAGGGGUUUUUGGUGAAUCUGUCUCAAUGACCUCAACGUUAGCGGAAGGAAGACAAUGGCUUGUAAUUCCAGUUCCGUCAACUUAUUCUGCCACAAACUGGCCUAUUAGGUAUUCAGCAAUAGAUGCCGAAGGCCAAAACAUGGCGGUUGCCGGUAGAACAGGACUUGCCCAUUACUCUAUGCACACAAGACGUUGGAAGCUCUUUGGUAAUGAAACUCAGGAGAAAGACUUCAUUGUCCUCGGAGGUUUGCUAUGGUGGCGAGAUUUUAUAGUAAUGGGUUGCUAUAGCAUUCUUGAAAACGCCGACGAAGUCCGUUUUUACCCCAGAGAUUCAAAAUUAGACAAUAAGUUUGCCAAAAUAGUUCCCGUUUCAUCACCCGUUCUUCUGAUGAAUAUACUUCAAGAUCAACUAAUUAUUUUUGGUUCGGAUGGACAUGUGUCGAUUUGGGUCCUCAAAUAUAGCUCUACAGUUGGAAUUAUGGAAGUUUUCAAAGUACAAACGAUAGACAUAUCGGCUCUAGCUGUCCAUCCUGCGUGUAUAGUUUCAAUAACACUGACAUCGCUAAGGACCGAGACUGGUCGGGGGCAGCAUCAUAAUUCCGAAAGUAUAGUUUUAAAUGUCAGUGGACGACUCCUUAUGGUACAAAGAGAGGUUAGAAACGGGGAGCGAUACACGUGUUCUAUGCCUACCGUUCUCGCGAGUUGCGUCGAAAAUGUGUGGGUUCCGAGUAGGAGGCGAGUCGAAAAGGCACAUUUAACGGAAGCUUUGUGGUUGUUUUGUGGAGCUCAUGGUAUGAGAGUUUGGUUGCCGUUAUAUCCGAAAGAUGGGGAUAAAACGCAUACUUUUAUGUCAAAGAGAAUUAUGUUACCAUUUCAUCUUAAAAUAUAUCCCCUAGCAAUUCUUUUUGAGGAUGCUAUUAUACUGGGUGCUGAAAAUGAUACCAUUCUGUAUACAUCUGACACAAAUUCUCCAUUUUCACUACCUUUCAGUGUUUUGCAACGUACUAGUCAAGUGUACCUACAUCAAAUAUUACGUCAAUUGAUUAGAAGAAACCUUGGGUAUCACGCUUGGGAAAUUGCGCGAAGUUGUAUGAGCUUGCCCUAUUUUCCUCAUUCUUUGGAGCUUCUGUUGCAUGAGGUUUUGGAAGAGGAAGCAACCAGUAAAGAACCCAUUCCGGACGCUCAGUUACCUAGUGUAAUCGAAUUUAUAAUGGAAUUUCCCGUUUAUUUACAAACCGUUGUGCAAUGUGCUAGAAAGACUGAAAUUGCACUUUGGCCGUAUUUAUUCUCAGCGGCCGGUAAACCAAAAGAUCUUUUUCAAGAGUGCAUGGCAAAAAGACAACUUGAUACAGCAGCGUCCUACCUCAUUAUAUUACAAAAUUUGGAAACGUCUUCUGUUAGUAGACAGUACGCCACUUUAUUAUUAAAUACAGCAUUAGAUCAGUCUAAGUGGGAACUCGCUAAAGACUUAGUUCGGUUUCUUAGGGCAAUAGAUCCAAAUGACGUUGAAUCUCCUCGUACUUCGUUUAUCUUACCUCCGAAAUUAGGCUUAUCCCAACAGACUCCACCGGUUAGUCCAAAUGCAGAUGAUCUCUCUUUAAUACUAGGCAACGUGCAAGGACCGCGGGUUCGAAGUUACAGUACAACGAUAUCACCGAAACUAGUUGAAAAUAGAACAAGCAAUACCACAAGUAGUAACAAUAACAACUUCGUUGAGUCGCCCCACUCUGGAAGAAAAAAAUCUGUGCCGAGUACGGUCGGUUUGAGCAAAAACGAAACUCGAGGUUCAUCAGGCAAUACAGCUGAAGAAUUUUUUAUUGACGUUAUCUUACAAAAACACGCGAGAAGAUUAUUGUCCACGCGUCGUUUAACCGAUUUAGGAUACUUUGCAGCCCAUUUAGAUUUCCACUUGGUGACGUGGCUGGGAAAAGAACGCGAUCGAGCUGCCAGAAUAGACGAUUUCGUUCAGGCUUUGAAGCAUUUGCAUGAAGAGUUUUUAUGGCCCUAUCCGACUUCGGCGACGUUUGUGGCUCAAAAUAUGGCGUUAGCAGAUAGUUCUCAUCCCAAUGUUGAGGACCGUUUGAAAUUACUAAAGAUCGACGUAAAUUACCAAACUACGUCGAGUCGUGUUGGCGAUAGUGGCUAUAUGAGUUUCCAAGGUUUACCAUGUACAGGUUUAGUCACGCCAAUAAACACGUUGGAUUCGUCGAGUCAGAUGGCCGAAACGGAGCUCGGAGAACUGUCUCAAAGUGACGUCGAAAGUCGCACUAAUAAAAUCGACGACAAGUGUGAUUUUGCAAGAAACUCUUCAUUUUAUGAUAAAAGAAUCGAUUUAUAUGGCGACUGUAAAAACGAAGUUUGCGAUAAAAUACUGGAGGCGCAAUCAAGAGGUAGAGUGGAUGACACUGGAAUGAGUGCAGUUAGUUCCGUUUGGGAUGACGAUAGGGAUGUAAUGGGGAACGCAAGCACUGAGAACUGGGAAGUACCGUCGUCGCAAAUUUUAGAACAGUUGAACAAUUCUGACAAUAAAGGGUCGCAUCGCUCGGAAGUUCAGCUCAGAUAUCUGCUACAGCUGUUUAUGGAAGCCAGCUGUUUGGAAUGGUCUCUUAUAAUUUCGGUUUUAUUGAGAGAUGCUAUGGCUGUUUUAAGAACCGUAAAUGCUGCCAAAUCUCCAGAUCAGUCAAUUGAAGCAGUGUCCAGACUGCGCCAGGGGUUAUUACUUAUGCAAUACUGGACGAACACAGAAUGUUUGGGGUACAGAGCUUUCAUGUUGGCAAUACAAAAUCAAAUAUCCGUCCUAUCGAAAAUACUCGAAACGAAGGUUCAGCAUCAAAAAAUCAUAGAGUAUCAACAAGCAGUUUCAGCGUCUCUUAACAAAAUUUCAUCACCGAUUCCAACUCGAUCACGUAGAAUAAGCUCGAAUCACGACAGUUCUAGUCAAUGUGGUUCGUUAAAAGACAAGAAACCCAGUAAUCUGGAUGCGAGUGACAAGCUCAACGAAGUAAAUACAAGUUCCAGUGGUGUUAAAGAGAAUACGAAUGAAUCUAGAGAUAAUACAGUAAUACAGGAGACUACUGGUUGUGUUAUUACGUAAAAUAUACGUUUUUCGUCUUUGGUACAAUAGAAAAUUCAUUUUGAAGGUACAAUAGAUCAGUGUUUAUAUACUCUUGAGUGUACUUACUUACUAAAGGAAAUUGGAAGAAACCGACUAAAACGGUGCCAUUUCAAUAUUUUAGAACUGCCUAAGUAAAAAUCCGUCUUAACAAGUGAUAGAUAUUUUAAUUGUUUUAUCUUUAGGUUCAGAGAUGAGGAAACGUAUGAAUAAAGAAGAGUAAAAUUCUGGGUUAUAAAAUUAUUUCUAAAUUCCUCAUAGUUUAUGUAAUUUUAAAUCAAUGCGUUAACUUUAUUCAUACGACCCAAUAUAUUAUGAUUUUAUUAUAAAUGUUCGUCUUCGGCAAAUGUGCAAGUAAGAAAUGUUUCGACUUCAAUUGUGUUGUGCCUCGCAUUUAUAACAAGAUGUAAAAAAGUGUGUUGCAUUCCGUAGAUCUUUAUUCCAAUGCUGAAGAAAUAUGAUGUGUAAUUUGCUAAUUAAAAUGUAAUAUAUUUUUGCAACGCUAAGCAAAUCAAUUUUUAUGAUAUUAACUCAGCAUUAAUGAAAUUACGUAAUAAUUUUUGUUCAGCAAUAACAAUCGAUUUUACACUAGUUAUUUACAGCAUGUCAUUUGAUAAAUCAACAUGGGUGAUACGGUGUUACAAUUAAGUGUCAUAGGUUUUAACAUCUGUUUGUGAUUCUAAUAAUCGUUGGUCAAUUUUUAUACAGUGGUUAGUAUUAGAAAAUAUUUAGACUGUCAUCAAUUACAAUAAUACUCCACUAUUGUUGUAUAUUUAUUUAUGUAAGAUAUUAUUUUUCAAGUAAUAAUUUUAUUUUGUAACAUACUAAAACAAAAAUAAAUAAUAAGAGUUUUA
Zophobas morio is the source of this 5696-nucleotide messenger RNA. RefSeq names its product guanine nucleotide exchange factor subunit Rich-like. The record is from RefSeq and is a predicted model, not a curated record. Gene Ontology annotation, cellular component: Golgi membrane; cytosol; Ric1-Rgp1 guanyl-nucleotide exchange factor complex. The transcript is spliced from 18 exons. Lineage: Eukaryota; Metazoa; Arthropoda; Insecta; Coleoptera; Tenebrionidae. Gene Ontology annotation, biological process: retrograde transport, endosome to Golgi; intracellular protein transport. Bases 397 to 4824 code for a protein of 1475 amino acids.